Molecule: messenger RNA, 1779 nt
Organism: Cylindrotheca closterium
Lineage: Eukaryota; Bacillariophyta; Bacillariophyceae; Bacillariales; Bacillariaceae
Source: the annotation of a GenBank genome assembly
AUGAGCACACCAGUUGCAACAUCAAACAAAUCGUGCCGUUGUGGAUACGAUUCAUCUUCAGGCGGAGGAGGCCGCAUGGCCAGUCAAUUGAAUAUCAGUCGCAAAAGGACACUCACAGGGGUUUCCAAUUAUGAAGAAAUGCUAAUGGAAGGCAUGAAACAUCUCUCUUUCGAUCAGAUUCAGCGUGAGCAAGAAUUGCUUCAUGGAGUUGCGAAUGAAGUUGACCUCAAUGAAAGCACGAUCAACAACUUGCUUCUUGACUUAAAGUCACAUCUUAAUCGUAUGAAGAAAGGAACCGCGUACGAAUUAGCAGAAAAGCAAGACCAAUCCUAUGCUUCUAAUCGGGAACUUCAGCUGGCCUUCUUACGGGCGUGUCAUUUUGAACCAAAAGCUUCAGCUGAGAAAUUGAUCAACUUUUUCAAAUACAAACAGGACCUCUUUGGCGAAGACAGCUUGGUUCGGGACAUCACCGCACAAGACCUAGACCAAGAUGAUUUGAGCUGUUUGUUGGAAGGAUUCUUCCAGUUCUGCCCGUUUCGUGAUCGAUCUGGACGAAUGAUCCAUUUGGAGUUCCCCGGCGUUCGAUCGAAGACAACUGUCCGCACAGAGCUGCGAGCCAGAUUUUACAUGUCAGCAAACAGUGUGGACACAAUGGUGGACAUUAGCAAAGGAACUGUCUUCGUGAGUUAUUCUGUAGAACAGUAUCAAGAUCAUUCGAGCGGGGCGGGGUUCCUAGAGACAUCUAACUUGUUCCACAACGGUGUUCCUAUGAAAAUAGACGGCAUUCACCUAUGUUACAGCAAUCCAGUAGAUUGCAUGGUAACCAGGGCCUGCAUUGCACUAAUGCCACAUCGUGACCGCGUCAAAUCGCGUGUACACUUGGGAUCUCAUACUGAAUGUCAAUAUAUACUCGCAAGCUUUGGUAUAAUUAGAGGAGCGCUUCCUUUGCAGGGACCAGAAAGUGAGAUGGAUUUCAGCCAUCAUCAUGCUUGGUUUCAGAGACGAAUGCUUCGAGAGGAAGAGCGACGGCAACAAGCUCCUGUGACAAUUUCUUCUACGAAUGCCUCUACAACGCACCAACAGAAGACACCCUGUCAUACCACCACAUCAGGACCGAACAGUGCCAAUGAAAACAAUGUCUUGUCAUUGGGUCAAAAAGCCAAAGGUGUGGGUAACGAACGGCUACAUUCCUUGGCGAUCAUUUAUCUCGCAGCGUAUGACAAUGGAAGUAUUUCCAAUCGACGGACAAUUGUGUCUGGAAUCAUCGAUGAAGUCCACAGGCAUGGCGGUAGAUUUCUGAAGCCAGAACCUCUCGCUGGUUCAAAAGCAGACUCAAUGUCGUCAAUGGAUAAUGGGAACAUCAUUUGGGUGGAACUUUCGCAAGAUGAACAACGGGCCAAGGUUACACAGCUCUUCCGCAAUUUGCGUCGGCGACGGUCUCGACCGAGCAGUGCUUCCAAUGCGGCGGUACCAUCUUCGUCACCUGCGGUAAUUGUAGAACAAAUUGGGCCAAACGAUGUCUUGUUUGGGCCAAGUUUCGAUAAUCCAGGGAACCAACGACUACGAGAGCUCAUUUUUGCGUUAUCAGACGAGUACAACCGCACCGAUCGUGGAGAGAAAAAGAAUUUAGUGUCCCAAUUGGUGGAAACCAUACACGAGAAAGGUGGUCGUUUUCUGAAGCGCAAUACUAUGGAUGGUGGCAAAUGGGAGGUGGUACCGGAUGAAGCGGCCCAUGAGAAGGUGUCCAAACAAUUUCGCAAUGUUCGAAGACUGCGAUGA